GCCACGCCUCCUCCCCUCGCACAUACACAAGAGUCACGCGCCUUUCAGCUGGAAACUUGGCGUGCUGAGGGGGACAGUGGCCCUCAUCGCCCCGCCCACUUACCGUGUCAUUGGUCCGUGGCGCCGUGCACGACCACGCCCCCAUUCCAGCCCCCUGGCUGGGAGGGCGGGCGCUCGCUCGUGAUUGGCUGGUCGGCCUGUCUCUCGUCGGAGGGGCUGGCGCUCCGCUCCCUCCUCCUCCCCCCUCCCGCGAGCCUCGGGGUUCCUCAGCUGGCCGGGGUCGAAUCAGUGUCAGUCAGGGAGGCGGACUGCUGAGCACUGGGUGCGGACGCUCGGUUGCAGUCUAGCCCCGGGGCUUGUGCCUGCGCUCGCGCCGCCGGGUGGGAAGGAUGAAGCCGCAGCUGGAGCAGCCACCCUAUGAUUGGCUGUGGCGCUUGUGAACCCGAAGUAAAGAUGGCGGGCGGGCAGGCAGCCGCCGCACUGCCCACUUGGAAGAUGGCGGCGCGCCGCAGCCUCAGCGCCCGCGGCCGGGGGGUCCUGCAGGCGGCUGCCGCGCGGCUGCUGCCGCUGCUACUGCUGAGCUGCUGCUGCGGCGCGGGCGGCUGCGCGGCGGCGGGCGAGAACGAGGAGACUGUGAUCAUCGGGCUGCGGCUGGAGGACACGAACGACGUGUCGUUCAUGGAAGGGGGGGCGCUGCGGGUGAGCGAGCGGACCCGGGUCAAGCUGCGGGUGUACGGGCAGAACAUCAACAACGAGACGUGGUCCCGCAUCGCCUUCACCGAGCAGGAGCGGCGGCCCCACAGCCCCGGCGAGCGCGGGCUGGGGGGCCCCGCGCCGCCGGAGCCGGACAGCGGCCCCCAGCGCUGCGGCAUCCGCACCUCAGACAUCAUCAUCUUGCCCCACAUCAUUCUCAACCGCCGCACUUCGGGCAUCAUCGAGAUCGAGAUCAAGCCGCUGCGCAAGAUGGAGAAGAGCAAGUCUUACUACCUGUGCACGUCGCUCUCCACGCCCGCCCUGGGCGCCGGCGGCCCGGGGUCUGCGGCUGGCGCCGUCGGGGGCAAGGGCGGCUCGGGGGUGGCCGGCCUCCCGCCGCCCCCGUGGGCCGAGACCACCUGGAUUUACCACGACGGCGAGGACACCAAGAUGAUCGUAGGCGAGGAGAAGAAAUUCCUGCUGCCCUUCUGGCUGCAGGUGAUCUUCAUUUCGCUACUGCUGUGUCUGUCGGGCAUGUUCAGCGGCCUCAACCUGGGGCUCAUGGCCCUGGACCCGAUGGAGCUGCGCAUCGUGCAGAACUGCGGCACCGAGAAGGAGAAGAAUUACGCCAAGCGCAUCGAGCCGGUGCGCAGGCAGGGCAACUACCUGCUGUGCUCGCUGCUGCUGGGCAACGUGCUGGUCAACACCACGCUCACCAUCCUGCUGGACGACAUCGCCGGCUCGGGCCUCGUGGCGGUUGUCGUCUCCACUAUAGGCAUCGUCAUCUUCGGGGAGAUCGUGCCCCAGGCUAUCUGCUCCCGGCACGGCCUGGCUGUUGGGGCCAACACCAUCUUCCUCACCAAGUUUUUCAUGAUGAUGACCUUCCCCGCUUCUUACCCGGUCAGCAAGUUGCUGGACUGCGUCCUGGGCCAGGAGAUAGGCACGGUCUACAACCGAGAAAAGCUGCUAGAGAUGCUCCGGGUCACCGACCCCUACAACGACCUCGUUAAGGAGGAGCUGAACAUCAUCCAAGGGGCGCUGGAACUCCGCACCAAGACAGUAGAGGACGUAAUGACCCCCCUCCGGGACUGCUUCAUGAUCACGGGCGAAGCCAUCCUGGAUUUCAACACCAUGUCGGAGAUCAUGGAGAGCGGCUACACUCGCAUUCCAGUAUUUGAAGGGGAGCGCUCCAACAUCGUGGACCUGCUCUUUGUCAAAGACUUGGCCUUCGUGGAUCCAGAUGACUGUACUCCCCUGAAAACCAUCACCAAAUUUUAUAACCACCCCUUGCACUUUGUUUUCAAUGACACCAAGUUGGACGCUAUGCUGGAAGAAUUUAAGAAAGGUAAAUCUCACCUGGCUAUUGUGCAGCGGGUAAACAAUGAGGGAGAAGGGGAUCCAUUUUAUGAAGUUCUGGGAAUCGUCACCUUAGAAGAUGUGAUUGAAGAAAUAAUCAAAUCUGAGAUUCUAGAUGAAACAGAUUUAUACACUGAUAACAGAACGAAAAAGAAAGUGGCCCACCGUGAAAGAAAGCAAGAUUUUUCUGCCUUUAAGCAGACAGACAGCGAGAUGAAGGUUAAAAUAUCACCACAGCUCCUCUUGGCCAUGCACCGUUUCCUAGCAACAGAAGUAGAAGCAUUUAGCCCAUCCCAGAUGUCAGAGAAGAUCCUUCUCAGGCUGCUAAAGCACCCCAAUGUCAUCCAAGAACUGAAGUAUGAUGAGAAGAACAAGAAAGCACCAGAGUACUACCUCUACCAGCGCAACAAACCUGUAGACUACUUCGUUCUCAUUUUGCAGGGGAAGGUGGAAGUAGAAGCUGGGAAAGAAGGUAUGAAGUUUGAAGCUAGUGCCUUCUCGUACUAUGGCGUCAUGGCCCUGACGGCCUCUCCAGACAGCUGGAGCCACAGCCCCCGCCUGCGUACAUGUGGUGAAGAUGACUUUGGUCUGCCGUUCUCGGGAAACCCAUUUCCCUUGUCCCUGUCUCGUACCUUUGUUGUCAGCAGAACAGAGUUGUUAGCAGCAGGUUCUCCAGGUGAAAAUAAGUCACCUCCUCGCCCAUGUGGCUUGAACCACUCAGACUCUCUCAGUCGAAGUGACCGGAUUGACGCAGUGACACCGACACUGGGGAGCAGCAACAACCAGCUCAAUUCUUCGUUCCUUCAAGUCUACAUCCCCGACUACUCAGUGCGAGCCCUUUCGGAUCUUCAGUUUGUUAAGAUCUCAAGACAGCAAUACCAAAAUGCCUUGAUGGCAUCCCGGAUGGACAAAACCCCUCAGUCUUCAGACAGUGAAAACACUAAAAUCGAAUUGACUCUUACGGAGCUGCAUGACGGGUUGCCGGACGAGACGGCCAACCUGCUCAACGAACAAAACUGUGUGACGCACAGUAAGGCCAACCACAGCCUGCACAGUGAAGGCGCCAUCUAGGGGCGCCACGCCGCCCGCCCCUUCACCCCUGAGGCCCCUGGGCCCCGUCCGACCGUGACUUCCAUCGGUGUGAGCUCGUACGCCAUGCUGCACCCUGCAACGUCCUGAGACCAAAGACUUUGUCCCCUUCCCGGGCACCUCAGAGGAGGACGGUGAGGGGAGGAAUGGAAAGCAGAGAUGUGAAGCUGACAGCUGGGGCAUGGCGUCCAAGAUUUUGGAGAUGAAUUUCUUCCGCCCAAAUAGAAUCAUGUUUAUUUUUUCAGCGGUACCUUUUAUCAUUAUUCACUCUCCUCCUCCCUCGGUUUGCAUGAAGUUGAAAAUUGUUGCGAUUUAUUUUUUCAAGAGAUCAUGUUUUUUAAAAGUGUCUUUUGCAGAGUUUUAGGUGGUUCUGUCUGAACUCUGCUGUGAUCCCAUGAUGUGACCCUAAUAGGAGGGACUUGCUCCUUGAAUGGCCUUCCUUGGCCCUCUGGGGAGGGGCACCCUUCCUCUGUGCCCCCGUGGGUGUCACUGUCGAACCUGAUGGAUGAAUGAAGAAAACCAUGUUACUGCAGAACCUGCCAAGUCUGUCGUCACUGUGGGGUGUGGCCUGCAGAGGGACCUGCGGGUCGGUCCACCUCUCUGAGCACUCCCUGUUGUUUUGAGAAUUUAAUGUUUAACUGUGCCCCUUGCCCUCAGGAAGGUUUAACAUUUGCUUGGGAAUGUGAGUUUGCUCCCACCCUAAGGAAUUUCUAUCACCAGAAUGAAUGUUAAUGAAUUUUAAGCUCAUGGUUUAUCAUUGGCAAAAGGCACCUCGACUUCAUCCGGCAUCCCCCACCCAGCGCCCAAGCGUACAGAGCGUGUCACCCACCUCCCUGCUCUUGUAAACCCGAGAUGCUGCUACACAGAUGCCAAAUGGAAAUCUUCCACAGGGCUUUUCAGUAAACAUGUGAUGUGGAGUUCAGGCUCCUCCUUCCCACUGGGACAGAUGUCAUUAUCAGAGAAGGGGUCGGAGCUGCCAGCUGUCCUCUGUCCUGAGAAGGCAUUUCUAGACCUGUGUUUUUAAAGGAGGGAACUUUGGGGAUUGCCAGCCCCUGCCGCUCCUUCCAGGGAGCCAACAGUCCCUCUUCCCCUCUGUGUCCCCUGCCCGAGGGCCUCCGUGCCUCUCGCCUCAGAUGCGGCCCAUGCCAGAGAGGCUGCCUGUACAGCCAGGGUCAGUUUGGCCCCAAACAGGGAUUCAGAAACCAAAUGUGUGUUGUGGCCAUUUUGUGUGUGUCUUUGUCUUAUUUUAAUACCAAAUUCAUCAUGUGUAGUGAAAUUAAUGUCAGGAGGUAUUUGAGUGACCGAAUUCUUAAUGAGCGUAUCUGUGUUUUGUUAGCCCGAGGGAUAUGUGCAUUUUGUUGGCGGUGUUCAUACACUGAGAUGAACUCACACUGACCGUGUGUCCGUAUAGGAUUGUCGGUACCUGCUGCGUCCAGCCAGCAGCAAGGAGCCUGUGCUGCGCUUGGACUUCCUGCGGGAAGGGGACCCCAGGGCUAAGUAGCAGUUCUCUUCUCCCUCCUGCAGGUAGGAAGUCUCUUCGCCCCAGGGUGGGGCAGGGAGCUUGGUUGGGAAUAGGUGGCAACAUGCUGGGGCAGCCUCCUGGGGAGCAGUGUGGUGGCUCUGGUGUCGCAUGCACGCUUGGCUUGCUAUUUCUUCUGGGAUGUCAGACCUGGAGCAUCUUCCUCAGAAGGUGCCAUGUCCCUUAGUGCAGGAAACACUGGUUUCACUUGGUAGAAGGUUACGGCAGUGCCCCCUAAGGGGGCCGAGUGGCUUACUAUUGGCACCCAACCUGCCCCCUUGGGAUGAUGGGGACCAUGUAGCUUGAUGUUAGUGGAACCCCACACUGAAUAUCUCCUUUUGCAAACAGAACCACCUGAAUUAAAAAGUCCAUUUCCUAAGCUGCAUCUAGCUGAGCACAGAGGCAGUGUGACCAGUGUAAAAAUGAGAAUUCCUGUAACAAAGUGAAACCUGAGCCUUGCUGGUGGAGGGUUUCUCCCCCAACCAGUGCCCUGGCCUUCAGGAGCUCUGCCCUGCCACCCUGUCCUGGCCCAGGUGCGCGCUCCAUGCGAUCUGCCUCGGGGAUGCCUUUACUGGAAGGAGCCUCUGGAGUCGGAGUGAAGUAUUGGGGCUCUCUCAGGGCCCUGCUGUCCCUUUCUAAAUCCUAGGAACUGUGAGUCCGGGAGGUGGACACCAGCUGCUCCCUUCCUGCCUCCACAGAGAACCAGAUGUCUUACUCUGUCUGACCUGCUCACUGGGAAGGUUUCUUGUGAAGUAUCUCAUAACAGAGCUGGUGGGGUGGCUCCUCAGUGGGGCUCCCAGAGGAUGACAUUUUAGCCCGCCAAGCUGGUAUUCGUUUUCUGUUAACUACUCUUUACCUCUGAUUACUCACACCAUUUUAUAACAACAGGGAAUCCAAAAUAAUUUCUGCCAGGCCCCUGACGGGAUGAAAGCUAAGGCUGCUUUGGGGGAGAGCUUAACACCCUUCAAACGACACUCGAGCCUGAGCGACCAGAUUCCUCUUCAGGCCCCACGUUCCCUCUGGAAACUGACCUUAGGCCGCGGAAGGAGAAAUACUGGCUCCUUGCCCGUCUGGGGCAGCAGGAAAGUUACCUUGACUUGGAAGGCCUGUGUCGUCCAUCUCUGCAAAGCCAGGGUGGGUCAGGCAGAGAAAGGCCAUCACAUGGUUGAGAUCUCGCUGUCAGUGGCUGCUCCUUAGUACUUGCAGCUGGCUUGUCCUCUCCCAUGGCUGCCGUCUUUUUAGGCAUGGUAGGGAGUGGGUUAGGUGGACCAGACACAGGCCCCCGAGAUGUGAAUCCUGGUGGGGCCCUGUUGCACCUGAGGGCCUUGUCCUCUGUGGGUGGGACAGGACCCCACCUGCUCCUGAGCAGCCACUGGUACCACCAGGCCACACUGGAACUGGGUUUCUAGCAUCCAGAUGUUCCCAAAACACUGUCUUUGUAAAUGGGGGGGCUUUUUUCCUAUGAUCUUAGAGGUUCCCUCUCUUCGUUGCUCGUUCCGUAUUCAUCAGGCAAGUCCAAAAUCACAUACUUAAACUCUGGGGAAAACACAAUUUUAAGAUUUGUACACAGAUAUUGGGGUGCUAAUCAACUGGCUUAAACUUUGGUUCUUAAAUAAUUUGAAUUUGAAAAGGCACCACAUUUAACUCUUUUCUUUCUUCCUUCCUCACCUCACGCCCUGCAGAGUUCAGAGCCCAAGGAACAUGGUUGGCUUCCCCAAGUGCAAGGGGGUAGGGCAUCUUACCAUCUUCUAAUAUUAUUUCAAGGAACUUUGUGCAAACUUUGAAUGGAGACCUUCACACUAAUAUGGAACAUUAACUGUGAAUACAUUUACCUGUGCUGUCCUCAGUACCAUACAACUAAAGGACCAUCUUUUCCAAGUCUAGGAAAAUAGUAGUAGAUACAAAUAGAAAUGCAUUUUCCCUAAGAAAUGGAGCAAUAGGAAUUUGAGCUAAGCUGGGACCGUGUACUUCUGCCCUCAAAUUUUCUCUUUAAGUUGAGGAGCAGACCCAAGUAGGCCUGCCCUGGGUGAUUAAGCCUGUGUUCUUGCUGGUAAAAACACAACCAACUCUCUGUCGUCAUACGAAGGCCAGCCAGGGAUUUGUGGCCAUCCUUGCCUUGCCUGGGCCCAGGAAGGUUAGGUCUCCUGGGUGACCGAGUUUAACCCACUGUUCUCCAGGGGUAACCCCUGGCAGGUGACUCCUCUGGGUUGGCAUAGGAAGGUGCUCACCUUGUUUCCUGGGGCUCCAAGCAAGAGCAGGCCAGGGAGGGCUGGCUUUGUACAUUGCAUUGCAUGACCCAAGAAUCCCCACUGGUGUGGGUAGCAGGAACAACUCCCCUCUCAGCUUUUGAUCCCACAGAUGGCCUUUUCUUGCCAAGGGUUGAGGAGAAACACAAAGCUGAGCUGGCAGGUUAGGGUCUGGGAGGCUCCCAAGGUGCCUAGUGCUCACUUUAUUACUGAGGAAACAGGCUUUUGUUCUGGGCCAGGUUUAGUUUCAUUCUGGGCUCUGGGCUAGGGGUGCUUUUGUCCAGCAAAGCAUCUGGGUGAGUUGGAGGUUAGCCCAGAAUUGGAAGGGAUUUAGAGAGUUGACUAUGAAAGUGAUUUGGGAAUUCAGAAACUUUUCUGAUUAUACAUUUAUCAAUGAACCUACUCAGUGGAUUUUUACACCUCAGGGCAACUUGCAAAUCUUUUUCAUAUUUGUAUUGGAGUGGACUGAGAAGAGACAAGAGUUCAGAGACUUCUAAGUCUGGGUUCUUUUGCCUCCAUUUGAGGGGUCAAUGGUGCACCAAGGCAGAGCUUGCUGACAAUACUGUCCCUCAAGGCUGUGACAAAUGGGCCUUCUUCCUCUAGCAUUUGCAAGCUUUCUGCCUGCAGUCAAUGCUUACUUGCUGGUUUUCCUUCUGCCCACCUUCUUUCCCAUCAGAAGAUUCAUAUUCCAGAUUCCCUGGCCAGCCCUAAGGACAGGAAGAGGAGAUGACAGUUCACAGCAACUGUGGAGUAGGGAGCAGCUUUCCUCCCACCAUCUUGGGCUGGAGCCCUUUGCUUCUUAGAUCUCUGCUUGACUCUCUUCUCUCUGUGUGCUAGAGCCACUGACAUCAUCUUAAAUACAGUCGUUUUCAACAUCUUUUGAUGGGAAAUACCAGGUUAUACUUAAAGCAACAUGGGAACAAAGGUUCUAGUGGCAAGAGACUAAAGUUCUAGGUGUUUAUAUGCAAAGGUUUUUACGUACACAGAUCCAACACAUACUGUAAGACAGACUUGAGUGAAUACACAGUGUUUUCAAGUUUUAAUACCCAUUGGGACCAUGAACAAAUUAGAAAAAUGACUUGGGAGUAUUAUCUUGCCUCUCUUGGAAGGGUCCCCUCUGGCAUGUGCCCAUGUCUGAUCUAUGAGGAUUCACCUAGGAAGUGAUUCUUUUGGAGCCAGAUUCCUCUUCAGAUUAACCCUGCAGAGAACUAUCAAGUGGGCCUUGUGGGGUUUGGGUGCCUGCCCUUUUCGUUGGAGGCUCAGGCUCCUUGACUAUAAACAGCUAGUGUUUCAGGCUCCCAGAGCAGAGGGAAGUGGGGAAGAAUGAGGUCUUGGGAGUCUCAUUCCCUAGAGAGCCCCAGCCUAGCUUCUGAUUCAUUACUCCCCAUAUCUGACGUCUACUGUGAAGGUGGAGUGUUAUCAAUCCAUUGACUUUUCUUGUUUCUGGAAUCCUUUAAAUCCAUAAAUGUAUAUGCUUUAUUUUAUAAUAUUUAUUAUGUACAUAUGCCUCUACUGUUAGUACAUCAUCUGUGACUAAAAUAAGAUGUUUUGAAGCCCUUCAUCCAUGGCUCUUAGGGUUCUGUUGUCCUUUAAGUUGGGUGAGAGGGGAGUGGUGUUUUUGGCUUUUUUUUUUUUUUUUUUUUUUGGUAAGCAGGUUAUGGCUCUCAUGUUGGCUCUAGCACCCCAGGCCCCUUUAAUUGGGUGCACCUCUCCUCCCGAUGACCAGUGUUUGGAAUGAGGAUGGAGGCAGGUCUCCUCCUUUUGUGUCAAGGCCUCUCAAGUACCUCCAUGAAAUAAUUCGGAGGUGGUUUCUUGGUCACUGGCUCUCUUCCCCUUUGUAGUAGUACAGUAUAGCCUCCUUCCUUACCUCCGCCCUCCCAAGCCAGGUCAGUUGCCUGGCACCAAAACAAUGAAGGCCUCUACUUCUUACCUUGGAUUGCAGAAUCCAUCUUUCUGGACCAUGGAAGCUGCCUGCCCACCUGGGCUCUUAAUAUGCCUUUUCUUGGUUUUGAGGGCCAGUGCCAACAUUGCCUUGGCCCUCAAAUAAGACCCUGCUUUGUGUCUGAAUUUUAUUCUCCUUAGCCUUGGCUCACUGUAUCAUAGUGUACAUUUCAUGCAUUUAAGCAGUGAAGUUUUCUGAACACAGUAUUCAGAGCUGUGUACAUAAACCUAAAUAAGCACAAAUGACAUGUAUAGGUUUCAUGAGCUGAUUGUCAUAAUGAAUGCAUUUUAUAAUUCAAAUGUUGUAGAUUUACAAUCUCCUAUUUAUUUUGUACCAAUUUAUUUGUAAAUUUUGUGAUUGUUUUAAAAAGGUUUUGUUUAUUUCUAUUCUAUUUAGAUAAAUGAUGAUUUUCUGUU
This is a messenger RNA of Microcebus murinus (gray mouse lemur), 9261 nucleotides long. The record is from RefSeq and is a predicted model, not a curated record. Lineage: Eukaryota; Metazoa; Chordata; Mammalia; Primates; Cheirogaleidae.